Messenger RNA from Pseudoliparis swirei, 2427 nucleotides. RefSeq names its product G protein-coupled receptor kinase 1 a (gene grk1a). The coding region runs from base 200 to 1885 and encodes 561 amino acids. Lineage: Eukaryota; Metazoa; Chordata; Actinopteri; Perciformes; Liparidae. Gene Ontology annotation, cellular component: cytoplasm. Gene Ontology annotation, biological process: regulation of signal transduction; signal transduction; protein phosphorylation. The transcript has 7 exons. The record is from RefSeq and is a predicted model, not a curated record. Gene Ontology annotation, molecular function: ATP binding; rhodopsin kinase activity.
CAGUGUGCUGGGAUCUCGUUGAGACACCAGCUCCCAUUUCUCUCUCAUGCUGCCUCUCCCACCACUCUGUGACCUGGGUCCUCCUGUUGUCUCAUCUUUGCCUCCUCACCCCCUUGCUCCUUAGGAAGCAGUGUCUACGUCUGUGUUCUCUUUGCAAUGUCUCCUCUCUGCUUUGCCUAACAGCCGCUCUGCCCUCGACAUGGACAUCGGAGGACUGACCACGGUGGUAGCUAAUUCCGCUUACAUCAACGCUCGCGGAAGCGUCGACGGCUCCAACACGGCGGCAGCUCGAGAUAAGAAGUACCGUUCUCGCCUCAAACUGCCGCACAUCACCGUGUGCGAGGACCUGCGGGACACCUUGGAGGUGGCCUUUGACACGGUCUGCGUGGAACAGCCAAUCGGCAAGUGCCUCUUUAAGGAAUUCUUGGAUUCGAACACAGAGUAUCACGGGGCUUGCCGCUUGUGGAGAGACAUCGAGGGAUACGACCUGGCGGAGGACUGCGACAGGGCGAAGAAGGCCUCGAAGAUUGUCGAUCGUCACAUGGACCCCUCUGCCAAACACUCCUGCCCGUUCCUGCCCGAGGACGUCGUCGCCAAGGUGAAGGAAACCAAGGAGGCUGCAGGCGAUGAUUUAUUCGCGGCAGCUUUGGCCUCGACGCUGGACUUUCUGCGUGAGGCGCCCUACACUUCCUUCCUGGAGAGCUUGUACUUAAAGAGGUAUCUGCAGUGGAAGUGGCUCGAGAUGCAGCCCAUGGAUGCAGACUGGUUCCUCGACUUCCGCGUGCUGGGCAAAGGAGGCUUUGGGGAGGUGUCUGCCUGUCAGAUGAAAGCCACGGGGAAAUUGUACGCCUGUAAGAAACUCAACAAGAAGAGGCUGAAGAAGAGGAAAGGCUAUGAGGGGGCGAUGGUGGAGAAGAGGAUCCUGGAGAAGGUUCACAGUCGCUUCAUUGUGUCAUUGGCGUACGCCUUUCAGACAAAAGACGAACUUUGUCUGGUCAUGACCAUCAUGAACGGAGGAGACCUCAAGUACCACGUCUACCUGGUGGAUGAGAACAACCCGGGGUUCGACGAGCCCAGAGCCUGUUUUUACAUCGCUCAGAUCAUCCAGGGUUUGGAGCACCUCCACCAGAAAAGGAUAAUCUACAGGGACCUCAAACCAGAAAAUGUGCUCCUAGAUAACGAUGGGAAUGUGCGUAUAUCUGACCUGGGUCUCGCUGUGGAGCUAAGAGAAGGCAAAACACAGACCAAAGGAUACGCUGGGACACCAGGCUACAUGGCUCCAGAGAUGAUCAAAGGAGAGAAGUACGACACCUCCGUCGACUACUUCACUCUGGGAGUGACGCUGUUUGAGUUCAUCGCCGCUCAGAACCCGUUCAGAAACCGGGGGGAGAAGCUUGAUCGCGAGCAGAUGAAAGAGCGCAUGCUGACCCGGACGGUGACCUACCCGGACAACUUCAACGAGCAUUCAAAGUCGCUCUGUGACGCGCUGCUGGCUAAGGAGGUGGAUCAGAGGUUGGGCUUUAGGAACGGCUGCUGUGACGAGCUCAGGGCACACGCCUUCUUCAGCGACAUCAACUGGAGGAAACUGAACGCAGGUAUUCUGCCUCCUCCUUUCAUCCCCGACCCUAAAGUGGUGUACGCUAAAAGUCUGGAUGACGUCGGGGCCUUCUCCUCGGUGAAGGGAGUCGGCUUGGAGGAAUCCGACAAGACCAUUUUUGACGAGUUCUCCUCGGGCAACAUCCCGAUCCCCUGGCAAGAGGAGAUGAUCGAAACGGGCAUUUACGGAGAGCUCAACAUUUGGGGUCCUCGUGGCAGCGUCCCAAACGACCUCCGCAUAGAGUCGAUACUCGAGCAGCCAAAGUCCUCAACCUGCUGCGUAUCGUAGAGUCAUCGAAACACCUGGAAAAUACCUCGGCCAUGCACACACACACACACACACACACACACACGUGCAGCAUUAAGACUCAAAUACUCAGGAUACAAGUCUCUUCUGAACUUUCUGAUUGCAGAGUUUAAACUUUUAUUGGUAAGUGCAGGAAAACAACAACAACGACUAGGUGGAUUUUCAACCUGGAGUGGACUUAAAAGUAGAUUUAGCUGUAGAACACCUUUACAUUAUUUUUUAAUGCUUUUAGAUUUUAAAUGCAUUAUAAGAAUCUAUAUAAUGAAUAAUAUUUAAAUUGUUUUUGGUGCUGAGUGUUAAGCCCAUUUUAAACAUGAACAUUACAUAUGAGCUUCUAUAGAGUGUAUCACAUUUAAAUAAAUAGUGCUUUUUACUUUAUGAGUUGUGUGCUAAGUUAUUGUAGUCUUAUAUAUUUAGAGCAAAACAUUUUAUUUUAAAAAACGGAUUGUUGAGCAAAAGUUACAUUCAGAAAUCAAACGUAUGAAAAAAGUGCUGGCAAAUAAAAGAGCUUAUUUAAAUGGGAA